AUGGACAAUAAUACCCCGCUCCUCGUUUCGAACCACAGCGGCCAUGAACAAGAAGAGAAAGUGGGCAUUGUUAAGGAGUUCGGGAUCGAGUCUAAGAAGCUAUGGAAGAUUGCGGGCCCGGCUAUCUUCACCGCCAUAUGCCAGUACUCCUUGGGUGCUCUCACUCAGGUCUAUUCCGGGUUCGUCGGGGAUGUCGAGCUAGCCGCCGUCUCCGUCGAGAACUCCGUCGUCGCCGGCCUCGCUUUCGGUGUCAUGCUGGGAAUGGGGAGUGCACUGGAGACGCUGUGUGGGCAAGCAUACGGUGCGGGGCAGAUCAGGAUGUUGGGGAUAUACAUGCAGAGAUCGUGGAUCAUUUUGCUGGUAACAGCUUGUGUUUUGGUGCCGGUCUAUGUUUGGUCGCCUCCCAUUCUUGAGCUGGUUGGAGAGACCGAUGAGAUCUCAGAGGCCGCCGGAAAGUUUGCUCUGUAUAUGCUUCCACAAUUGUUUGCCUACGCACUCAAUUUUCCCAUACAAAAGUUUUUGCAAGCACAGAGGAAGGUCUUUGUCAUGGCCUGGAUAUCAGCUGCAGUGCUAGUAAUACAUGCAUUAUUCAGCUGGUUGUUCAUGUUGAAGUUUGGGUGGGGCUUAAUUGGGGCAGCAGUCAUGCUCAACACAUCAUGGUGGCUAAUUGUUAUUGCCCAAUUGUUGUACAUCUUCAUCACCAAGUCAGAUGGUGCUUGGAGUGGAUUCUCUUGGCUUGCAUUUGCAGACUUAUUUGGCUUUGUUAAGCUCUCCUUAGCUUCUGCUGUCAUGUUAUGCUUGGAAUUCUGGUACUUGAUGGUGCUAGUGGUUAUAACAGGCCGUUUGAAGAACCCUUUGAUCCCAGUUGAUGCCAUCUCUAUUUGCAUGAACAUAAAUGGAUGGGAUGCAAUGAUUGCGAUUGGGUUUAAUGCUGCAAUAAGUGUGAGAGUAUCAAAUGAACUUGGAGCUGGAAAUGCCAAGAUAGCGAAAUUUGCUGUGGUAGUGGUUUCCGUCACUUCAGUGGCUAUAGGAGUGGUUUGCUUGGCUGUAGUUUUAACAACAAGAGAUUAUUUCCCGUACCUUUUCACCGACAGUGAAGCCGUUGCUAAGGAAACUACUAAACUUGCACUCUUGCUUGGAGUCACAGUCCUUCUCAACAGCCUUCAACCAGUCUUAUCUGGUGUCGCUGUUGGAGCAGGAUGGCAAGCUCUUGUUGCAUACAUCAACAUUGGGUGUUACUAUAUCGUCGGAUUGCCAGCUGGAAUACUUCUUGGAUUCACAUUUGAUUUUGGAGUGGAGGGUAUUUGGUCAGGGAUGAUUGGUGGCAUUGCCUUGCAAACCCUAAUCUUGAUCGUGGUCGUUUCCUUAACUAACUGGAACAGAGAAGCUGAUGAAGCAGAGAGCCGUGUCCAGAAGUGGGGAGGAGGAGUAGCUGCACAGGAUUAA
Messenger RNA from Prunus armeniaca (apricot), 1446 nucleotides. NCBI's taxonomy places the organism in Eukaryota, Viridiplantae, Streptophyta, Magnoliopsida, Rosales, Rosaceae. The record is from the annotation of a GenBank genome assembly.